AUGGCGGAUUCCUUCGAGCGUGGCGCUGGGAAGCCUGCCUCAGCCGGUCCCAGCACUUCCAGCGGAGCCAGGAGGAAGGAAAGAAGAGUACCAGGUGGAAAAGUGGUUGAGUCCCGCUACUUGGACUACGAGAAGAAAACAACCAGGAAGCAGGCUCCUGCAACAGAUUCCUUAAAGACCGGCGGGAACACACCUGGAGGUGGAAAGAGACCCAGCCAGCUCCAGAAAAGCAAAGAUCGCAGUGGGGGCGGAAAGGGCGACCUGCAGUCCACGUUGCUGGAAGGGCACGGCUCGGCCCCACCUGACCUGGAUCUCUCUGCCAUUAACGAGAAAAGUACCGUCAGAAAGACUCCACAAUUAGAAAAAACAACGUCAGAGAAAACGGAGUCGACGUCAUUUUCUGCCCCUCGGAAAAAGAGCCCAAGCUUGUCGGAAGAGAUGGAGAUGAUGGAGUCCCAGACGCUGCUGCUGACUCUGCUGGCGGUAAAGAUGGAGAACGGUCUUGCUCGGUUCGAAGAAGAGGCGGAAAAACAUUUACUAAAACUGUGCGAAGAGAAGGAGGACCUACAGAAAAAGACGCACGAGCUGAAGCGCAGACUUCUCCUCUGUCGGAAGAAGCGGGAGCUGGAGGAGGCCCUUGACGCCCAGAUCGAGAUGCUCAGUCCCUUUGAGGCAGUGGCCGAACGCUUCAAGGAACAGUACAAGACGUUCGCCACGUCUGAACUGAAGACCACUCAGAAACUCCUGGAAGAUCUUGGCAUUGGCAAUUCAGAAGAAAACGUCCAGGUGCUGGACUUACUGGGCGAACUCAAGGACAUGGCUGUGGAAAAGGACCUUGAGCUCCGAAGAAAAAAGCCAGAUCAAAUUAAGUGUAAGGUUCUAGUACAGGGGACAGAAGCCUUCAAAAAGGUUGAGGAGCAACAAGACAGGUCUAAGAACCCCGUCUUGCCAUCAGAAGAAAACUCCCAUGUUGAAGAUGCCCUUUGGGAAGCCGUGACAGCAGCUCCAGCUGUGGCUGCAGCUCUGAUUUCUUUCAGACCCUCUCCUGACCCUCCUGCCCGCCUCGUGACUGUGGACCCCUUUCUUCACCCCUGCUGA
Messenger RNA from Propithecus coquereli (Coquerel's sifaka), 1098 nucleotides. It is a transcript of the gene HAUS8, whose product is annotated as HAUS augmin-like complex, subunit 8. The record is from RefSeq and is a predicted model, not a curated record. NCBI's taxonomy places the organism in Eukaryota, Metazoa, Chordata, Mammalia, Primates, Indriidae. The transcript is spliced from 11 exons. The coding region runs from base 1 to 1098 and encodes 365 amino acids.